GAAACUAACCUAAUUUUUAGUUGUCAAAUAAAAAUAUUUUUUUUAAAAAAUUCUGAUAAAUCUCUGAAAUAAAUUCAUUAUUAUAAUAUGUUGGAAACUGUAAAUCAUAUAAUACUUGUUUUAUCUGGAAAAGGAGGUGUAGGAAAAUCAACUGUAAGCACACAAUUAGCGCUAACACUGGUAGAAAAAGGAUAUAAGGUAGGACUUCUAGAUGUUGAUCUUUGUGGCCCCAGUAUUCCUUAUUUGUUACAAUUAGAAGGCAAUGAUGUCCAUCAAUCAGAUUCUGGGUGGGUGCCUGUUUAUACAGAUGAGAAACAGAAUUUAGCAGUAAUGUCAAUAGGUUUUUUGUUAAACAACAGAAACAAUGCAGUAGUAUGGAGAGGUCCAAAGAAAACUUCAAUGGUAAAACAGUUUCUGACAGAUGUAUGCUGGGGUAAACUGGAUUAUUUAAUUAUUGAUACUCCACCUGGUACUUCCGAUGAGCAUAUAACAGUUAUGGAGAAUUUAAAAAACAUAAAAUGUGAUGGUGCAAUUAUAGUUACUACUCCACAACAAGUUUCCAUUGAGGAUGUGAGAAAAGAGAUUACAUUUUGUAAGAAAACAGGCAUUCCAAUUCUUGGUUUAGUUGAAAAUAUGAGUGGAUUUGUAUGCCCAUCCUGCACAGAGUGUACUAAUAUAUUCAGUAAAGGUGGAGGAGAAGCAUUAGCCCAAUUAUCUAAUAUAACACUUUUGGGAUCUUUACCCAUUGAUCCAAGAGUUGGAGGACUUCUAGGAAAGGCUUGUGUAAAAGAAAUUCCUGAUUCACCAUCUGCAAAGGUAUUUAAUGAAAUAGCAAAUGCAAUAACUGUGGUAUAAAAAAUUAUAUAUUUAUAUUCCUUAAACAAUAUAGAUAUUGUAGUAUUUUAAUUAAAAAAAAAACGGUAACAAA
Sitophilus oryzae (rice weevil) is the source of this 928-nucleotide messenger RNA. It is a transcript of the gene Nubp2, whose product is annotated as cytosolic Fe-S cluster assembly factor NUBP2 homolog. Gene Ontology annotation, cellular component: cytosol. Gene Ontology annotation, biological process: iron-sulfur cluster assembly. Gene Ontology annotation, molecular function: ATP-dependent FeS chaperone activity; 4 iron, 4 sulfur cluster binding; ATP binding. NCBI's taxonomy places the organism in Eukaryota, Metazoa, Arthropoda, Insecta, Coleoptera, Curculionidae. The coding region runs from base 88 to 855 and encodes 255 amino acids. The transcript has 5 exons. The record is from RefSeq and is a predicted model, not a curated record.